This is a messenger RNA of Arabidopsis lyrata subsp. lyrata, 2383 nucleotides long. Its product is annotated as LOB domain-containing protein 36. The coding region runs from base 907 to 1854 and encodes 315 amino acids. The record is from RefSeq and is a predicted model, not a curated record. The transcript is spliced from 3 exons. Lineage: Eukaryota; Viridiplantae; Streptophyta; Magnoliopsida; Brassicales; Brassicaceae.
GCAUUCAAUGAUAUAAGUUACUCGAUACUACAGAUUAACAAAAAAAAAAAAACAAUUAUCAGUGAUGAAAACAUAACCAUGUGCAACAUUAGACUUGUGUUGUUCAUAACGAAGCACUUUAAUUCUAUCUCCAGUUGGCAUGUGACCAUAAUCAUCUUACUCAAAGGCACGUAAGUUAAAUACAAAUCUAAGCUAAAAAUAUAUUUGAUUCAAUAAUUGGACCGACGUUGGACUGAAUUGUAAUAAAGAUUUUGUUAAUAGAAGGAAAUAAAAACAAAAUUGGUGUAUUCGUGGGGCUGACUUUUUCAAGUAACUGUGUAACGAUUUCGUAUCAAUUUAAGAUUUUUGGAGUGAAAAUGACUUAUCUCGAGACAAAGACAGCAGUUAGGGGAUAAUUAAAGUUAAAAUUAAAAAGGAAAUAAUUCAGGGAUAAAUCUGUAAUUACAUGUACUUGCUUAAAACUUAAAACCCAAAUUAAUAAUUAUGAGAUCCAACGACGGUAAAUCACUCUCUCUUGUAAUCUCAACGGCUAUGGUUUGUGGCGUAUUCACUGAUAUAAAAGAUCGUCCCCGUCAUUAGAAAAGCCUUCCUUUUUCUUUUUUUCCCAUUUUCUUCUCCUUCAUGAUCUUUUAUUGGUUUUCUCUUCGUUUUAUAAAAUCUUCAGCCUUAGGGCAGAAUAAAUCGUAGAUCAGAUCAAAUAAUAGGGUUUCUCUGGGUUUUCUCAGAAACCAUAGAGCCCGAUAGUUACUUCCUACUCACUCAACCUAUCUCGCUAUCGAUCAUGAAAUCAAACGAUGAGGAGAGUGAGAUACGAAGCUAGCAAAACAAAGAUCAUAGAGAGGUUUUUGGAAAGGAGAAAGAUUCGUUGUUUAAUUGAGGCUCUCAAGUCUCUCAAGAGAGACAAAAAUGGCGUCUUCAAGCUCUCCUUGCGCAGCUUGUAAAUUCUUGAGAAGAAAAUGCACACAAGAAUGUGUAUUCGCUCCAUAUUUCCCACCAGACCAACCUCAGAAAUUCGCAUACGUUCACAAAGUCUUUGGGGCAAGUAACGUGGCUAAGCUUCUCAACGAGCUUGCCUCUAACCAUAGAGAAGACGCAGUAAACUCUCUAUUCUACGAAGCAGAAGCUCGACUACGUGAUCCGGUUUACGGUUGCGUCGGUUUAAUCUCAAUCCUUCAACACCGUCUUAAACAGCUGCAACAAGAUCUUGAAAACGCCAAGAAAGAGCUUGCUACGUACGUUGGUCCUCAAGCUAUGCUUCCUAUUCUCCAACCGCCUCAACCGCAUUUCAUGUCUCCACCGCCGCAACCGCAACGACCAUCUUCUUCUUCAGCGUCUGUGUUGACUCAGCAUCAACAUAACUUGUUGCCAAUGAUGGGUAUUCCAACCGGACAAUUGUACCAUCAACAGCAACAACAGAUCUUUGAGGCUCAGCAGUUAGCAGCGGUUGCGAGAGAGCAACAAAAUGAGAUGUUUAGAGCUUAUGGAGGAGGAGGAAGUAGUAGUCCACACCAUCAAAACCAAGCUCAAGCUGAGAUUUUGAGGUUUAACAAUGGGUUUGACUCUGUACCGGCCGGUUCAGUUACGGUUACUGGGUUUAAUCAGUUAAGCUCCGGUGGUACAGCGGUAACCGGAAUGUCUCUUGGAGGUAACUUUGUUGAUAGUCCUUCGACGAAUAAUAAUUACCAUACGGAUCAGCAGUUACACCAUCAUCAUCAACAGCAACAACAUCAUGAGGCUCAACUAUUCAUACCUACACAAUCUUCUCAGCCGCUACCGCUUCAAACGCAGGAGACGCAAACGCUGACGCAGCCGAAUUCAGAGAGCGAGGAGGGUAGAAGGAGUGUCAUUGGUUAAUCUCGCUAAUUGAGGAGUAAUAAAAAAAGAUACGGCCUUUGACCUUCUCGCUUGCUCGAUAAACUCUAAACAAAUUUCCUAAGUUGGAAACUCUGACUUUGCUCAAGGCAUUAUGGACGCAAUCGAGUUUUUCUUUCUUCCUAAUUUUGUCGGCACUUCCAAAAGCGAAAAGACACCCACCACGUAAAAGUCAAACGACUCACAAAGAAGUCACCGUUAUUUGGUUGAUUUUUGUGUCCCGCAGACAGUUUUGGUGACGAGUAUAAAGUAUAAACCAAAGGCUCGUAUCAAAUUGAAUUGAACAUGAUCUCCACUCCAUCCCCGAAACAAAUACUACUUUUUCUUUUUCUUGUAUCUUCCUAUUACUAUUUUUUGACAUUUCUUUUGGUUUAAGUAGAAAAGGAGAAAUUAGUGUUUUUGGUUGCAAAUCUAUCUGUAAAUUAGAUGUCAAGAGAAGGGUUACUUGCCCGAGUGGCUUAUCACAUAUCCGAUGUCAAUCGGAAAUAUUAAAUAAAAAGUUUGAAUAAUC